AUGCGUCUGUUACCUAAAAGCCAUAAAUGUGAGAACAAAUUUAUGCACUUAAACACCAAAAAAAGAAAACCUAUCAAAUCUGCACUUUCAAAUUGUAUGAAUAAUCGAAGUGUGUUAUUGCCUCAAAUUUUUGUCAUUUGUCAUUCAGAUUCACACCCCUGUACUAAACACACAUUAAUGCCAUUUGAUGACGUUGCCACAGUAGACAAAUCCUUGGCACAUUUGAAGGCUUUUGGAAUCUAGUGUUUCUCAGCAAACAGCCUAUGCAAUACACAGUUAAUGGAAUGAAGUGGAUUCAACUUAAGUUCAUUGCAAAGAGGUGUUUUGAUUGUAAUAUAAAUCCACAUUUCAAUAUAGUAUUUGUGAACAGUUACUGUACAUAGCACUUAUGCAUUGACAAUUUAAGAAUGGCCUUGCCAUUGCUUUUGCUUUUCAGGGGUGCAUGAGUGGCAUUGCAUUCCUAAACAUUGUCUGCCAGUCGAUGCCACUGUGCAAUGCUCACGUCUUUGUCAUUUCAAUGUAACGCAUUAGGGGACAUGGACAAGCAUAACUGAAUAUCUCAACAAAUCGACUGAUCUGGCACCUUGUAUUUUCAAAAUGAUACUACGAAAUGAAAAGAGAGGCACGGUUUGUUUAGCCCAAUCAUAACAUAGGCUACAUCACAGGCUCUGAAAUUCCUGUCUUUAAAGGCCCAGUGCAGUCAAAAACGUGAUUUUCCUGUGUUUUAAUCUAUUUACACACUAUGAGGUUGGAAUAAUACUGUGAAAUUGUGAAAAUGAUGAUAAUGCCCUUUUAGUGUAAGAGCCCACAGGGGACCGCACAAAAAAGUAAAAAAAAAUGUAUGCACUCACUACUGUAAGUCGCUCUGGAUAAGAGCGUCUGCUAAAUGACUCAAAUGCCUGACAUUUCUGCAUGGUUUUGGUGGGAUGGAGUUUUGGCCUGCCUGGUGACAUCACCAUGCAGUAAAUUAGUUAAUAGACCAAUAAGAAAGAGUUCGAAACCUCUCUGACAAUAACAGCUAGUUUUCAGUUUUUCCCACUCCCAGACAGUCCUAGCAAAUUUCUUUUUUGAGAAAUUGCUCUUUGCUAAGAAGCCAUUUUUGUUUAUUUUCGACCAUUUUAAUUGAAAACAAUCACAGUAAGGUACUUAAUUGUUACCCAGAAAUGAUUUGAUAUUGAGAUAAAAACAGCUGCAUUGGAUCUUUAAGCCCCAAAUUAUAUUUUUUACACCAUAACGUAGUUUCUUUUUCUACCAGAGUUGAUACACAUGACUACAACUCAUAUCAGAUAUAAAAAUAAAUGAUGAGUUGCUUUUUAAAGGGAAAGUUCAAUGGCUGUGAGAACUUCAGAUUGUAAAUAGGUUGCAUAUCAAAACACACAAAAAAACACUAGAAUUGCUCCACUGGUUGGAACCUGAACCAAUAGAAACACAUGCUGUACUCUUGACAAUGGUUAGCCUAAUUCCAUAUUAAAUCUUUCAUGCCACCAAGGCAAGAUCAUGCACUCGCUCUUUUGCUUAAUCAAUGAUUUACUAUGCAAUGUUGGGCUAUACACAACUCUGAAACUUUCAUUCGCUUUUCAAACACAAGUGUCGAUUCAAAGGAUUUCUAUUGUUGAUAUACAGUAAAUAAUUACUUUUAUCACUGUGUGAGAAAACAGUUAUGAUGUCUACAAUGAUUCUUAUUCAGUUUUCCUGGUAAGGUAGGAGUAUUGUAUAUUACCUAAACAAUUAGCAACAUAACUUAGACCCAGUGACUAUAGGACAGUAAUUUGGCUUUACAGACAAUCAAAACUCAUAUUUUCUUCUUGCAUACUGUACACAGACUAAAACGUAUGUCUGAAUCCACUCUUGGGAACUUUUAUGUGCCAAUUGAUUACUUCUAUUUCAUUCAUGUUACAUUUGCCUUCUCUUCAGCUUGGAUAGAUUUAGUAGGAAGAUUGCCUUUACAUUUGCCUUUGUAUUAACUUGUGUUUGAUUGCAUUACACAGCCAAUAUUAAGCUUUGUCCUACGUUGGUGGUGUUAUAUUGCGGGGAGUUACUUGAACAAUAUGUCUCCUGCAUGUUGGACAGUGUCACACGCGUUGCUAUUGUGAAAUGCUAAUCCUUUUGUUGCACUGCAGAGAGAACAUACUCCCUUAAAACAUCUUAAAACGAUAUGCAGUAAUGUGGAAGCUGCUAAAGCCUCUUAAAGUAGCUGUCCAGUGUUUCCAGAUUUCUAUGAAAUAUGAUCUAUAAUUACAGUGGCUUGCGAAAGUAUUCACCCCCCCUUGGCAUUUUUCCUAUUUUGUUCCCUUACAACCUGGUUGAUUUUUUUUGGGGGGGUUGUAUCAUUUGAUUUACACAACAUGCCUACCACUUUGAAGAUGCAAAUGUUGUUGUUGUUGUGAAACAAACAAGAAAUAAGACAAAUAAAACAGAACUUGAGCGUGCAUAACUAUUCACCCACCCCAAAGUCAAUACUUUGUAGAGCCACCUUUUGCAGCAAUUACAGCUGCAAGUCUCUUGGGGUAUGUCUCUAUAAGCUUGACACAUCUAGCCACUGGGAUUUUUUUCCCAUUCUUCAAGGCAAAACUGCUCCAGCUCCUUCAAGUUGGAUGGGUUCCGCUGGUGUACAGCAAUCUUUAAGUCAUAACACAGAUUCUCAAUUGGAUUGAGGUCUGGGCUUUGACUAGGCCAUUCAAGACAUUUAAAAUGUUUCCCCUUAAACCACUCAAGUGUUGCUUUAGCAGUAUGCUUAGGGUCAUUGUCCUGCUGGAAGGUGAACCUCCGUCCCAGUCUCAAAUCUCUGGAAGACUGAAACAGGUUUCCCUCAAGAAUUUCCCUAUAUUUAGCUCCAUCCAUCAUUCCUACAAUUCUGACCAGUUUCCCAGUCCCUACCGAUGAAAAACAUCCCCACAGCAUGAUGCUGCCACCACCAUGCUUCUCGGGGUGAUGAGAGGUGUUGGGUUUGCGCCAGACAUAUUUGCGCCAGACAGAUGAGACUAAAAGCAAUUUUAGUCUCAUCUGACCAGAGUACCUUCUUCCAUAGGUUUGGGGAGUCUCCCACAUGCCUUUUCUGGCCACUCUUCCGUAAAGCCCAGCUCUGUGGAGUGUACGUCUUAAAGUGGUCCUAUGGACAGAUACUCCAAUCUCCGCUGUGGAGCUUUGCAGCUCCUUCAGGGUUAUCUUUGGUCUCUUUGUUGCCUCUGAUUAAUGCCCUCCUUGCCUGGUCCAUGAGUUUUGGUGGGUGGCCCUCUCUUGGCAGGUUUGUUGUGGUGCCAUAUCUUUCCAUUUUUUUAUAAUGGAUUUAAUAGUGCUCUGUGGGAUGUUAAAAGUUUCCCAACCCUGAUCUGUACUUCUCCACAACUUUGUCCCUGACCUGUUUGGAGAGCUCCUUCGUCUUCAUGGUGCCCCUUGCUUAGUGGUGUUGCAGACUCUGGGGCCUUUCAGAACAGGUGUAUAUAUACUGAGAUCAUGUGACAGAUCAUGUGACACUUAGAUUGCACACAGGUGGACUUUAUUUAACUAAUUGUGACUUCUGAAGGUAAUUGGUUGCACCAGAUCUUAUUUAGGGGCUUCGUAGCAAAGGGGGUGAAUACAUAUGCACGCACCACUUUUCCGUUAUUUAUUUUUUAGAAUGUUUUGAAACAAGUUAUUUUUUUCAUUUCACUUCACCAAUUUGGAUUAUUUUGUGUAUGUCCAUUACAUGACAUCCAAAUAAAAAUCAAUUAAAAUUACAGGUUGUAAUGCAACAAAAUAGGAAAAACGCCAAGGGGGAUGAAUACUUUUGCAAGGCACUGUAUGCUACUAUAGCUAGGUUUCCAUCCAAUUGGCGACAGAUUUUCAUGUGAAUAUUCCAAAAUCCGCAUAAAAACUAAAUGCGCAUUUUCCCACCAGAGAUGUUGCAGAUAAAAGGCUAUAGGUGAUGACGUAGUGCACAUAAAAAUACCUUUUGCGGUUAAAAUCCCAUGUACCGUCAAAAAAACACAAGUUAAAUGGGUUUCCAUCACAUUUAACUCUUGAUGGUUUUCUCACAAAAAAAUGGCAUUAUAUAGCUGAGUGUUCCCACUCCGGUAUUGGCACUGCGCUCUAGCCAACAGUGCACAGAUACAGUACUGUAGAGCGCACUUAUAGCUUACAUCAGGGAUCAUCAACUAGAUUCAGCCGUGGGCAGAUUUUUUUUCUUGAGUGGAUGGUCAGGGGGCAGGAACAUAAUUACAAAUAAUUUGUCAACUGCAAAUUGUCCGCAAGAAGCCUAAACGGAUAUAAUAUUUAACUAAAACAGAAUCAUUUCAAACCUUGCUUAUUACAUUUGUAUAUGAUCACAUGCUGUAUAUCGCUCUAUUAUGCGUGGGAAUACUUUGGAACAGAUUUCCAAAAAUAAAAUCACUUGAAGCUGAUUUUCUGGUGUUUUAACUGUCUUUUAUGACCAACAAUAAACAUUUAAAAAUUAGCUCAGAAAGCUUGAGGGGCCAAAUUGGGCCCGCGGGAAGCCAGUCCACCAACAUUUCUCGCAUAAUUCAUUUUACAGACACAAAAAGAUCCCACCUUGUCUCGUGUAUUUUGUUUUGUCGACAUUUGGAAAAUUUACCGAAAAUCUUUCCGUUUCCAUCAGGCCUGUCAUAAAAUGUUAUAUCCGACAUGUAAUCUACUCGCAUAAAAAGGUUAGAUGGAAACCUGGUUAAUAUGAGUGAAAUAUCUUUCCUUAUUAAAAAAAUUAUAAUAUUAAAAAAGCAGCUUUUCUGUUUGAAUGGUGUGGGCGUAUACCGGUCGAUUUAAAAUAUCCAUGACAAGGAAACAGCUGAUUGGCCAGCUCAGCCAAUGAGUCAGUGGGCAGAUUCGAUUAUACUGAGCCGCGGGGUACCGGGCAAAGGCCCAUAACAUCAUCGGGCGAAAGAGGGGAGGAGCACCCUUCUCAAAUCAAACAGUAUUCUGCGCCGCUCUGUCAUUCUGUCAACAAGGUACCAUGGUGCAUUGUCCAGAAACAUACAUCUAUUUUCCAUCAAAUAAAUGUUAGAAUUUGCUAACUCAUUUUUAAUUGGGAAGGCAAAUAAAGCUCAAAAGCAAUCACUUUUGCAUUUGAAAACAGAGAGUCCUACUUAUUACUCCACGUGCUCCUACGUUUCUUUGUUUUGAGCCGACUUCGCCAUGGGCUUUGAACAGGGCACCUAGCUCAUGCCUGGAGGCAACCCGGUUCCAAAACGAAUGCAAUCAACUUUCACCCGGUGCAAAACCCACCUACACGGGCGCCCGGGCGAGAUUAAUCGAACCCCUCAUUGAGCUGUCUCGGCCAAAAACAAGCAUUUUUUCUCUCUAAUGUAUGCUUUGGCCACAAAUACAAGUAUAGGAUGAGUCAACAACAUUAUUUGGGUAUGAGUUAACAGAUUAUGAGCUUUUAAAAGUUAGAUUUUAACUGGACAGUUAUUUUAAGCCAUCACAAUGUAGGCCUACAACAUGACCAUGUACAGAUGCAGGAUCUUAAUUUGUUGCUGAAAAUUAAGAAAAUUAAGAUGAGCUUCGUGAUUUAUAUAAAUUCACUGAAAACCCACACUAACCCAUGAUUAUAUUAACAGUAUUGGACUUUUCAUGUAGCCUACUUUUGGCCAGCUAAUAGCUUAACCACAGAUCAAGCAAUUUAUGGACUAAAUGUUAAAAUACUUUUGCUGCAGGAUUAUUUUUGCUGUGACAAUAUAGGUCAAAUUUAAGAUCCUACAUCUGUAUGGAGGUUGUAUUUUAGUCACCUUAACAGGAGUAACAUCCCUUCAGGGGGUAAAAUAAGCAUUACUAAUAAAAUCAAAUGUUAUUUGUCACAUACACGUGUUUAGCAGAUGGUAUAGCGGGUGUAGCGAAAUGCUUGUAAUGAGCAAGCAAUCAAUAUUCUGUAUAUGAUCUACUACUCAGGGCCCUAUUAAAUCAAAAGCGGGGUAAAACAAAUUGAAAUGAUCCUUUUUGAUUUUCACACCGUAACAGUUCUGUAAGAACCAUUCAUCUUACUAUGUAUAACUGUACCUUGGUGGUGGGGAAGAUGGAAAACAUGUUUCCUUUCGUUAAAGUAUAUUGGAGUGAGAAGAGUUUGAGAACCAAACCGGUGUUAAACAAAAGCAUAGGUAAUUCGUCAUUUUUGUGUUUUUUACUGCUGCAAUUUAAAUGUGUUAUUGCUUUUUAGAACCGUUAAAGUACUGCAAAAUGGGUAAGAAAAUGUGUUGGUAUGCAUACAAUCUGAUAACUCCUAUCACCUCAAGUGAGGCUUUUAUCGAGUUAACCCACUUGGGAGAGAUUGUAAGGAGCCUACCUUGGCAAGGGUUGUAGUAUUUAAUAUAUUUCAUGAUGAAGGAAAAAGAUACAAAGGCUGUGUUUACACAGCAAGACUAAUUCUGAUUUUUUGGGGGACAAAUCAGAUCAGGUCUUUUGCCAAUAAUUGUGCAAAAGAUCAGAAUUGGGUCACCUGUGUAAACACAGCCAUAGAGCUAUGUUCAUUUGCAUUGCAAAUGGUAUAUGAUGAGUGAUUUUCCUUUAACUACACACAGCCAAACUAGGACUAGCUCCUAUGGUCUGCACCUGACAACAAUCCAAGAUAGAUAUUGGAGGGAGAACUGAUUUGUUCUCUAAUCCACACACAGGGCAGAAAACAAAGGCUGCGUUUACAUAGGCCGCCCAAUUCAGAUUUCCCCCCCCCCCCCCCCUAUAAUUGGACCAAUCAAAUCAGCUCUUUUGCCAAUAAUUGGGCAUAGAUCAGAAUUGGGUUGCCUGUGUAAAUGCAGACAUAGAGCCAUGUUCAUUUGCAUUGCAAAUUGUAUAUGAUGAGUGGUUUUGCUGUAACUACACUGUCGAUAUGGGACAUUUUUAGGAUAAACACAAGUUGAUGGUCACGAUGCAGCAACUGAUUGCAUGAAAUAAAAAAUAAAAUGAACAAGAUUGAUAAUAAAAAAUUUCACCAACCAAGUGUGGUGUUUUGCUAACUUAUUUUUUCUAUCAACAUGCAGGUAUGUAGCUAGAGUCAGAAGUGAUUUUUCGUAGCAGGUUGGAGAAUUUAUGCAGCAGGUUAGGAGAAGUUACGCAGCAGGAUAGGAGAAUUAGGUUAAAGGUUAGGAAAAGGGUUAGGGUUAGCUAAAAUGCAAAAAUUCUCCCCCAUGCAACUUUUGAAGUCACUUUGGCUUUGUUUACACAGACAGACCAAUUCUAAUCUUUUGUUUUUUACCACUAAUUGGUGUUUUUGAUCAAUUAGAUCAGCUCUAAUGCCAAUAAUUGGGCAAAAGAUCUGAAUUGGGCUGCCUGUGUAAAUGCAGCCUUUGACAUAAAAUGUAUGCCAUCUAGCCAAUCACAUCGGAUCUUUUUCAGAGCUGAUCUGAUUGGCCGAAAGACCAAUUAGUGGGAAAAAAGAUCAGAAUUGGGCUGCCUGUCUAAAUGCAGCCUAUGUUGGCCAGCUGGCCAUGUUAAUUAGAUAAUUUAUUACAGGUAGUUGCUUGUUUGUACCUCGUGCUCUGACGCAAAUGCUUCCCCCGACUUUCUCCACUCAACUCCUCCCAAAAAAUAUUGCUGUCGGUGGUUAGUAGCUAGCUAGCAAAAAGAGUAUGCGCCAAAGUGGUUUUGUUUACAAAUUCGGCAUGGCCCAAAGUAUUGAAGGUAAGUUACAAGUAAAUGUAGCUAGCUAGGUAAUGUAGUUGCUACAAACAGUUAUGGCUAGCUAGUGAAUUUCUACUCCUUCAAUUUUGGCUUUAGUAAGCUAUUUAGAGGUGCACACUUAGUUACUCAAUAUUUCAGUUUCAAACGAAAUACUGUAACGUUAGUCACGUACUUAGUCAUGCAAUUAUCCAACCUUUUCACCGUGUUUUGCAAACUUGGUGAUGGUCUGCAGGUGACAAGCACAGAUCGGGUCAGACUGGGAAAAGUAUUUGCCAAUGCAAGAUUCACCAGGACAACGAUGAUGUGGUCAUGCACGACCCUGAAUGCAGCGGCAUACUGGAACUAGAUUCUUUAGAAUCAUCUGAGGAAUCUAAAGAAGAAACCAUUGUAAAGGCAAGGCUUUGAUUUAGUUAAUGCUGGUGUUCUGGCAAACUCGCCUAGCAACCAGCUCAGGAGAAUGGCACAAAAGAGGCCAAUAGUGGUGGUUCUCUCUCAUUCAAAUUGCUUUGCCUUCAGUUACUUUUUCUAAGAUAAUAUAUAUAUAUAAUAUGCUAUACUCGUUAAUAAACCCAUUACUUUCCACAUGCUAGUGUUCUGCAAAGCCAGAGGUUGUAGUCCCAGCCAAUGCAGCCAUAGAGCUGGAAAGGAGGAUUGAGGAGAUGAGGAGGAGAAACGAGGCUUUGCUGGAGCGGUUCAAUGUAAGUGUAUCAGUAGCUAGUGCAGCGCCCUGAAUGAAAGAAACUGAUAUCAUACAAAGGUAAACACCAUGCAUUUAUAUGCUACUGUUUUGAAAAGCUUUAGUUAUUAAGGAAGUCGAAACUGAAGCCUUUCAGCAUAUUCUGAAGCAUUUAUCUGAAUGAUCGAUGGUGUAUUUUCAGUAGAGGCUUUUAUUACUUAAAAAGCAGAACGCAUAUGGCCACUGAAUUGGUUACCUUUACAUUUUCCUCAUGUCUAUGGCUGCAUUAGGCCUCUGAUAUAGCCACCUCACUUAAGUCACGUGACAUGUCUCAUUCUUCAUAGGAAGUUGAGGAGGACAGGAGAAGGGCCGAGCGUAGGGGGGCAGCCCUGCUGCCCAAAAGCACCAAACUGGUCAAAACCAGUUAUUCAGCUCAUACCGCUGAUGUGUCGGAGCAGUGGGAGAGCCUCACCAUCACCGUAAUGAACCAGGUGCCAACCCAGGUUUCUCCUGUGCAGCCCACUUGGGGGAGCCAUUGCACUUUUUUCUCACUUGCUACUCAACUGCAAGGAAAAAUAAGAAAGCGGUAAACCGAGUAACCCCAAGUCAUGAAAUUAAUUGGUUAAUUGAAAUUCAUCAAAUGGACUGAUAAAGACUCCUAAAGUUGACGUGGAUUCAUCCAUUUGAUCACACCCCAACAAUGCAGGCAGCUGUUUUCUAACUUACCUCUGAAAAGCUGCAGAUAAUAAUUUAGCAAUUUGGGAUAACUUUUAUAUACAGGAUCACCAUUGCUAUUCCCAUUAUAUCUAUUGAUGGGGUGACAUUGCUGGUGACAUGCAGUUUUCCCUCUGAAAAUUAAUGCUAUUAAUUUAUGAAGUCAAUGCACCAUCUAAAUCCCCUCUGCUAUGUGUCAUAUGAAGAAGGACUCCCGUUCGGUGGCAAAGCGGUCUGAACGAGGCAGAAGGCAGCCCAAAUCACGGAGGAUGGACGACCGCCUGGAAAAGAGAUGUGAGGAGGAGGAGAAGAACAUUUUGGAGGAAAGGCAGCUGAUAAUCUGCACUAUAGACAACGGCGAGGUAGGUGCUUUUACCAACACGGGUCAGAACUGUCCACUAUGACAUGGACGCUGCUGUCAUUUCAUUGACGAGUUUAAGCGUUGAACGCGUGACCUUCGUGUUGCUCAAGAAACACACAGGCAAUAAAAUAAAAAUAUAAGGAAACCCCAUCCCCUCUCUCAAGGAGUAGGAAAUUAGACGCUUUGAAAGGAGGCUGUCUAAUGUACUAAUGUGAGGUUGACAUGUUUGUCAUUUGAGAGUUGUAAAGCUUGGCGGUUCUUCUGUGUCUCUGGAAAUGGAGAUGAAUGCAAUUUAAAAACCUUUUAAUGCGGCCCUGUCUGCUAAAACAUGAACAUGUUCGUCAGCUUUCAGUGCAGAGCUCAAACUGAAGUGAUUUUCAAUGGCACCUAUGUGGUGUAUGUGACAAUAAAACAUCUAAAAAUAUACACACUACCAGUUUUAGACACUCUUGGCCGUGUCCCAAUCCACUAGACCUAGCUUCCUUUCCUUCCUCGUCUCCUUUCCUCCAUGGGAAAUGUUACACAAGAAAAGGUUUACACCAUUAACUGAUAUUUCAGACUCUCAACCAUGUUCUAGUCAUGUUUCUCUUAACAGCUGUCUUUGAUCCCCUUGGAAUGCUGGGAAACCCCUCACAGGCAGAGCACAGCGCCCUGCAGACUGCCAAGCGCAAUGAAAGCAGCAUGUCAUCCGCUGCAUGGCACGCUAUCCUGUGCUAA
This is a messenger RNA of Coregonus sp. 'balchen', 10070 nucleotides long. The record is from the annotation of a GenBank genome assembly. NCBI's taxonomy places the organism in Eukaryota, Metazoa, Chordata, Actinopteri, Salmoniformes, Salmonidae.